UAAGAACCUGCCAGAGAGUGAGAGAAACAGUGCCAGGAAACUUACGACUUUUGUGUGGUGCGUCUUGAAGGAGCUGGUGACCUGAACGCACCAGGAAGGAGGGAGCCAAGAGGCGCUAUUCCUCAAUUGAACGAUGCGAGGGACGAGACUUGGGGCCCUGGUGCUCCUCCUGACUGCCCUCACCACCGCCCAGCUCAAGAAGAACGAUGACCUCUUCCACUGCCCAGACGAUUGGAUGCUACGGGGAGAGUACUGCUACAGGUUCUUCAACAUCAGACACUCGUGGGACAAAGCUGCUGCUCUCUGUAAAAGAUUUGGAUCCGACCUGGUGCUGGUGGAGAGCUACAGUCAGAACAACUUCACAGAGGGUCUGGCCCACGCCAGCCUCGAUGACCCCACCAACAGCUACUGGCUGGGCCUCGUCUCCCUCAAUGACCUCUCUACCAACACCCUGGAGAGUGCCAGUGGCAAGCACGUCUCGCUCUACUCGGGGUUCUGGUCACAAGGACAACCCCAGGUGACAGGUGGGGAGUGUGUGAAAGCCAAACUCUCUGACCAGCACCAGUCAUGGGAGCUCAGCACAUGUGAAUCUCUUCUACCCUUCAUGUGUCGAGUUCAAGCCUGCACCCGUGGUGCCCUUCACUGCUCCAAUGGAAGAUGUAUCAACAAGGCCUUCAAGUGUGAUGGACAGAAUGACUGUGGAGAUAUGUCUGAUGAGAUCGACUGUCCCAAUCGUUGCCACUUCUAUAUGCGUUCAUCAGGAGACUCUAUAGAGAGCCCCGAAUACCCCAAAAAGUAUGGACCCAACAUGGAUUGUAAAUGGACCUUAGAGGGUCCUGUUGGCCACAAUGUGAUUCUUCAAUUCUUCGAAUUUGACACAGAGAAGAACUUUGACACAGUGCAGAUUCUCAGUGGUGGACGUACCGAGGACUCGGCUGUGUCUCUCACAACACUCUCGGGCAGACAGGACCUUACUGAUAAACUUUUCAUCUCAGCCUCCAACUUCAUGAUUCUCAAAUUCAAGACCGAUGCCUCAGUGGAGAAGCGAGGUUUCAGGGCAUCAUGGAAGACAGAACCACAGAACUGCGGUGGAGAAUUGAUUGCUACACCCCAGGAGCAGAUUAUGACAUCCUACAACUACCCACUCAACUACCCUGGUGGUCUCGAGUGUCUUUACAUGCUCAAGACACAACAAGGACGUGUCAUCACUCUCGAGAUUCUUGAUUUGGAUCUUGAGGAUGACAAAGAUUUUGUGUUGGUGCGAGAUGGUGAUUCACCUUCAGACCCUCUGCUGGCUCGGCUCACUGGCUCCCAGGAAGACAACCAUCGUUUUAUCGUCUCAACUGGCCCUGUGAUUUACUUCUACUUCUACACCAACCUUGGAGUUUCUCAACGAGGAUUCCGCAUCAAGUACUACUCAGGAUGCUCUGUAACUAUGGAUGCCAACAAGGGCAUCAUUUCUUCUCCUGCUUAUGGUAUUAGGGAGUACCCAACUAACCAAGAGUGCAGCUAUCUCAUCAGACGACCUGGUGGAGGACCUCUCUCACUCAGGUUCAAUGACUUUGUUGUGGAAAAUAAGGAUACUGUGCAGGUGUAUGAUGGGAUGACAUCAUCUCAAGGUAUUCGCCUACAUUCUGGCAAAGGUUUCUCUGCUAACAACCCUCCCACCAUUACUCUGACUGCUGAUUCUGGCGCCAUGUUUCUCAUGUUCAACUCUGACCCCCUACGAUCGGCCAGAGGAUGGUCAGCCAAUUUUUCUGCAGAUUGCCCAAUGUUAACUGCUGGUGAAGGAGCCAUUGCUUCUUCACGUGACACCUCCUUUGGCAGCAUUGUGACUUACACAUGUCCUGUGGGUCAAGAGUUUGCCAAUAACAAGACUGCCAUUGUUACUACAUGUAUGCCUGGGGGGACCUGGUCCACUGACUAUAUUCCCAAAUGCCAAGUUGUUUACUGUGGCCCAGUGCCCCAGAUUGACAAUGGCUUCAGUAUUGGUGCCACCAAUGUGACAUACCUUGGUCAAGCCACCUACCAAUGUUAUGCAGGCUUUGGCUUCCCCAGCAGCAAGGGUGUCGAGACCAUCACAUGUACAGAACACGGGGAGUGGCAGCGACUUCCAGAGUGCCUAGCAUCACAGUGCCCUGCUCUACCAGAAACCCCACAUGCCAACCAAACUGUGCUUAACGGUGGAGGACGUAGUUAUGGCACCGUGGUGAGGUUUCAGUGUGAGGCUGGCUAUUACCGCACUGGUCUCCCUGUUAUCCACUGCAUGUCCAAUGGCUCUUGGUCAGGUGACGUGCCCACUUGUUCAAGAAUCAAGUGUUAUGAUUAUCCAAAGAUUGCUAAUGGAUUUGUUGCUGAUCUUACCCGUGACUACUACUUUGGAGACGAAGCCAGAGUACAGUGCCAUCGUGGUUACCAGUUAGUUGGUUCUUCCAUCAUCCAGUGUGGCUCAGACCAACAAUUUCUUAAUCUACCAACCUGUCAAGAUAUUAAUGAAUGUGAUGCCGCCCAGUGCGAUGCUGCCUCAACUGAAUGCAAAAACACCCCUGGAGCCUUCUCGUGUAUGUGCAAGCCUGGCUUCCGACCUAAUCUUGACUGUCGGCCACGAGGAGACCUUGGUGUAUCUGAUGGUGGUAUUCCAGAUGAUGCAAUGUUUGUGUCUUCCACUGCUGCAGGUUAUGAAAAGAAUAGUGUACGUCUCAACUCUCAGCUUGGCUGGUGUGGUGCUGAGCAUGAGCCUGGUCGAAACUGGGUUAUGGUUGACCUUCGUGUCCCUACUGUUAUCAUUGGUUUCCGUACACAGCCUGUUGAGCGUGCUGAUGGUCAGAGCGCCUUUGCUAAAUCUAUCCGCUUGCAGUACACAGAUGAUCUAACUGACGUGUUUCGUGAGUACACCAAUCGUGAUGGAUCACCAGUGGAGUUCAGAAUUACCUCGGGGGUUUCUUUGUCUGUAGUAAACCUCCCUACUCCUGUUGAAGCUCGUUAUAUCCGUCUCACUAUUGCUGAUUAUGAAACGGCACCCUGCCUUAAGUUUGAACUCAUGGGCUGUGCACGCCAAGACUGUAUUGAUGUAAAUGAAUGUGAAGAUAAUAAUGGAGGCUGCGAUCAGCGUUGCAUCAAUUCUCCAGGAUCUUUCUCUUGUCUGUGUAAUGUUGGUUAUGAUCUCUUCACUGAAAAUGGGACAGCUGGGUUCUACACAGAGAAAUAUGAAUCUGGUCUCCGUGAUGGUGACACCUAUCGGCUGAACAAGACAUGCGUAAGGAAGAUGUGUCCAGGACUGGAGUCACCACCAAAUGGAUUGUUGCUGGAUACUCGUGACAUGUAUCAUUACGGGGAUCUUGUCUCAUUCCAAUGCAAUUUCGGAUAUGUCAUGGUUGGAUCUGACAAACUAAUAUGUAACAGUAAUGGUAUUUGGAAUGGUACUUUACCUGAAUGUCGGUAUGCAGCUUGUGAACCCUUACGAAAUAACCCGGAAGAACACCUUACAGUUCAUUUUACUAAGCCUGAUGCUCCAGUGAUCCCAUUCAUGGAAAAUGAAACUAUUACUUGUAAUCAAGAAGGCAGACCAUUAAGGAAUACAUUGACAUCUGGAUUCCGUGAGUGUGUGUAUGAUCCUCAGCCUGGCUUCCAAGAUUACUGGAUGGCAGGUAUUCCACCAGAAUGCCCACGUGUCGACUGUGGCAUACCAGCAGAGACACCUGGGGCUACAUAUGGCUAUACUGUAGACACUCAGUAUCAGUCAUCCUUUUUCUUUGGCUGUGAAGAGACAUUCAGCCUUGCUGGCCAAACUAGCAGAAAUGACAAUGCAGUUACGUGCCAGGCUGAUGGUAACUGGGACUUCGGUGACCUAAGAUGUGAAGGCCCCGUUUGCUCUGAUCCUGGCCACCCACCUGAGGGUACACAAAUUGCUUCUAGCUAUGAGCAAGGAUCUGAAGUGAAAUUUGAAUGUUCUCGUCCAGGCUAUAUCCCCAUUACUGAUGAACCCAUUCAUUGCAUACGUGAGCCAGAGUGUCGUGUUGUUGCUCCAAUUGGGAUAACAUCGGGCAAGAUUCCAUCAUCUGCUAUUAAUGCCACCUCCGAGCGUGGGAACUAUGAGGCUCAUAAUAUUCGUUUGAACUCUGCCACUGGGUGGUGUGGCCUGACGGAAUCUUUUACAUAUGUCACCGUAGACCUAGGAACAGUUCACAGAAUUAAGGCAGUUUUAGUGAAAGGAGUUAUUACAAAUGAUGUUGUUGGAAGACCAACUGAAAUUCGCUUCUUCUAUAAGGAACAGGAGGAAGAAAAUUACAUCGUCUACUUCCCAAAUUUUAAUCUUACAGCUCGAGAUCCAGGCAAUUAUGGGGAGCUGGCAAUGAUAACGCUCCCAACGGUUGUGACGGCACGCUUUGUUAUUCUUGGCAUUGUCAGCUAUGAUAAAAAUCCAUGCCUUAAAUUUGAAUUGAUGGGUUGUGAGGAUGAACCAGCUGAGAAGCGCCUCCUUGGCUAUGACAUGGGCUUCCCUAUAUGUGUUGAUAAUGAACCACCACAAUUUGCAAAUUGCCCCAUUAAUCCUAUAGUUGUUCAAAAGGGUGUUGAUGGCUUCCAAAGUGUCAACUUUACAGUGCCAACUGCAUAUGACAAUUCAGGCACGAUUGCUCGCACUGAAAUACGUCCAGCUGGCUUCCGACCCCCUAUGCAUAUUUUUAAGGAUAUGAUGGUUGAAUAUUUGGCAUUUGAUUUUGAUGGAAAUGUUGCCAUUUGUCAGAUUAAUAUUACUGUCCCCGAUGACAUUCCACCUUCAGUUACCUGUCCUCAGAGUUAUGUGAUUGCAUUGGUUGAACAACAAGAAAAUUAUCGUGUGAACUUUAACUCCUCAAUCACAUUGUCUAGUGUAAAUGCCAGUGAUAAUAGUGGACAUUAUAAGCUGAGAGUAACACCUGAAGUUGCACUUAUAAGAGUUGGAGGUUAUGCGAAUGUUAGUGUCAUUGCUACAGAUCCCUCUGGAAAUGCUGCAUCCUGUAACUUUCAAGUUGCUGUGCAGGCAACAGCUUGUGUAGAUUGGGAAUUAAAGGAACCAGCAAAUGGUAAACUGAAUUGCAUACCGGGUGAAGGUAAAAGUAUGGAAUGUUUGGCUACAUGCAAUGAUGGAUUUAGAUUUACUGAUAACAUGCCAGUCAAGGCUUUCACUUGCACCAUAGAGACCUCUUGGCAACCCUCACGAGUGGUUCCUGAUUGUGUUAGUGAGGACACUCAGGAGGCCAGCUACGAUGUCUUGGCAUCUGUUUUGUAUCGAGCUAAUGGUGCCGUACAGCCCACCUGUCUCACUCAAUAUAAAAGUCUCCUGCAGCAAUACUAUGAAAGUCUCAAUGGUGUGUUGUCUAGCCGCUGCUCUGCUGCUGUUAAUGUAGCUAUUGAUGUGAUUUUCCAUGAUACGACACUUAAUCUUGCACAGGAAAAUGUAGUGGAGGUUCAAUAUGUGGUUCGUUUGACUCCUGAAGUUAAACAAAAACUGCUUUAUGAGCUCUGUGGUUCCACAUUAUCAUUGAUUUUUGAUUUGAGUGUGCCUUCAACUUCUGCAGUAAUUGAACCCAUACUCAAUCUGUCGUCUGCAGGCAACUCUUGUCCACCGAUGCGUGCUUUGAGUUCCAAUGUCACUCGAGGAUUCACUUGCAAUGUUGGAGAGGUUCUAAAUGUAGAUACAGCUGUGGUGCCACGUUGCCUUCACUGUCCUGCUGGUACCUUUGCACGUCGGGAAGAGAAGGCCUGUUCUCCUUGCCAGAGAGGAUUCUACCAGGACCAGAGUCGUCAAGGUGCUUGUAAACAAUGCUUGCCCGGUACAUACACAUACAAUGAAGGUAGCAAAUCUGCUAUGGACUGUGUCCCUGUCUGUGGUUAUGGGACUUAUUCACCAACAGGUCUAGUACCAUGUCUAAACUGCCCACACAAUUCUUACACAGAAGAUCCUCCUGUCGAUGGUUUCAAGAAAUGCCAGGCUUGUCCUCCAGACACUUUCACCUAUGCAGCUGCCACUGCCUCUCAGCAAAUGUGUCGCAGGAAGUGCAGAGAAGGAAGUUACUCUGAUACAGGACUGGAACCAUGUGCACCCUGCCCCUUCAACUUCUAUCAGCCAUUUGAUGGUCGGACAACUUGUCUUGAGUGUUCAACAGGAAAUCGCACCCUAGAUGCAGGAUCAAGCUCCGAGGAAGAAUGUGUACCUGUGAUCUGCACUGAGGGAAUCUGUCAGAACGGAGGCUUGUGCUUAUCACGUCAGCACCAAGUGCAGUGUUAUUGCCCUGCAGGUUUUACUGGCAGAUUCUGUGAUGUGGAUAUUGAUGAGUGUGCCUCACAACCAUGCUAUAACCAGGGAACUUGUGUUGAUCUUCCCCAGGGUUACAAAUGUGAAUGUGCUGAAGGAUACAGUGGGCUUCAGUGCCAAGAUGAAGUCAGUGAAUGUGUUGAGGAUGCUUGUCCUGACCGAGCCAUGUGCAAGGAUAACCCCGGGAAAGAUACAUACGAGUGUCUGUGCCGUUCAGGCUAUACUGGUCCUGGCUGCAAUAUCACAGUAAACCCAUGUACAGAAAAAGAUAACCCUUGUGCUAAUAAUGCAGCCUGUGUACCACUAGAACAAGGUCGUUUCCGGUGUGAAUGUCUGCCUGGCUGGGAAGGACGAAUGUGUGAAGUGAACAUAGAUGAUUGCAAAGAGAACCCUUGUCUACUCGAAGCCAACUGUACAGAUCUCAUUCAUGAUUUUCGUUGUGACUGUCCAAAUGGUUUCACAGGAAAACGUUGCCACAUCAAAGUAGACCUCUGCAAAUCUUCCCCAUGUACCAAUGGCAUCUGUGUUGACCGUUUCUUCUAUCAUGAGUGCAUUUGCCAUCCAGGUUGGACAGGGGAAAGCUGUGAAGUAAAUGAAGAUGACUGUGUUGAAGAUCCCUGUCAGAAUGGCGGCGAGUGCAUUGACUUGGUUAAUGAAUUCCGUUGUGAAUGUGACACUGGGUAUACUGGAAAACUUUGUCAGCACACAAUUGACGAUUGUGUUUCUGAACCUUGCCAGAAUGGUGGUACUUGUGUUGACAAACUUGAUGGCUUCAUGUGUGAAUGCAGACCUGGCUUUGUAGGUUUACAAUGCGAGGCAUCAAUUGAUGAGUGCAUCAGCAAUCCUUGCAAUCCAGUUGGCACAGAAAAAUGUUUGGACCUUGACAACAUGUUCAAGUGCCAAUGUCAUCCUGGCUAUGAUGGUGAAUUUUGUGAAAACAACAUCAAUGAAUGUGCCACAAACCCAUGCUUUAAUGAGGGUCUGUGCAUAGAUGGUGUAGCAGACUUCACUUGCACCUGCAGACCAGGGUGGACAGGCAAACGAUGUGAAAAUGACAUUGGUGGUUGUGAAUCUGUGCCUUGCCUCAAUAAGGCUGAAUGCUUAAACCUAUUUGAGGACUACUUCUGUGUUUGCCCAUCUGGAACUGAUGGAAAGAGGUGCCAGGUUACCCCUGAACGGUGUGUGGGCAAUCCCUGCAUGAACGGAGCCUCCUGUCAAGACUAUGGUUCUGGUCUCAACUGCACCUGCUCUGAGGACUUCACUGGCAUUGGCUGUCAAUUUGAGUUUGAUGCCUGUGAGGCCGGUCUGUGUAAAAAUGGUGCCACAUGCAUUGACCGAGGUGCUGGCUAUGAGUGUGUGUGCCCUGCAGGUUACACUGGAAGACACUGCGAUGAGGACAUUGUUAACUGCACACCAACUUCGUGUCCCCCUGGUGCAACGUGCGUUGACUUGACUAAUGAUUUCUACUGCAAGUGUCCUUUCAACCUUACUGGAGAAGACUGUAGGAAGGUGAUCAAUAUCGACUAUGAAUUAUACAUAAAUGAUGAGAGCAAGGCAUCCAGUGCCUCACUAGCAACGCCCUUCAUGCUCGGCAGUGCCACAUCCUUCACUCUGGCACUCUGGGUUCAGUUUGCCAUCCCUGACGAUCUAGGCACCAUUUUCACACUCUACUCUGUUUCGAGCCCAUAUGUGCCGUCUGACAAGAGGGUUAUUCUUCAAGCGACCAAUGCAGGUAUUGCCAUAGAGUUCUUUAAAGAUCUGAAGGAGUUUGUAACCUACCGUCCUAACAUCCCAGUCAACGACGGUCAGUGGCACCACGUCGCUCUCGUGUGGGAUGGCACCGCUGGUGUGCUCACUCUCACCACCGAUGCCGUAGUUGUUGCUCAGGUGGAAGGAUUUGCCCAAGGACGCCAGUUGCCCAUGUAUGGCUGGUUGACCCUUGGCUCUGUUGAGACUAAAUUUGCUGGCUACACUAACGAACGAGGUUUCCAUGGUCGUGUUGCUCGUCUUAAUGCCUGGAAUCGUCCUCUUGACUUCCGCACAGAAAUUCCAAAAAUGGUUCGCUCAUGCAUGAACUCUCCAGUUAUGUUUGAUGGUCUUUUACUUCGAUGGACUGGUUAUGAUAUGGUAAAGGGCAAUGUGGAGCGGAUCGGACCAUCUACCUGUGGACAGUAUGUGUGUCCCCCUGGCUACACAGGGGACUGCUCGGUAUUGGAAAGGGACAAGACGCCUCCUCGUGUGGACCACUGCCCUGGAGAUAUUUGGGUCAUUACACGAAAUGGCUCUGCAGUGGUUGAUUGGGAUGAACCUGUAUUUUCUGAUAAUAUUGGUAUUGAGCAGGUUGUUGACAAGUCUGGCUAUUCUCCAGGACAGGCCUUCACAUGGGGUACUUACGAUGUUGCCAGAGUGGCCUAUGACGUUGCUGGUAACUCGGCCACUUGUUCAUUUAAUGUUUACGUACUGGAAGAGUUCUGCCCAAAAUUGGACGAUCCUGUAGGAGGUGUUCAGCGUUGCUCAGACUGGGGUCCCGGUGGCCGUUUCAAGGUCUGCAAAAUUGAGUGCAAUGAUGGGCUCAAGUUUUCCACAAAGGUUCCCGACUUCUACACGUGUGGUGCCGAGGGCUUUUGGCGUCCAACACACGACCCAUCAUACCCACUGGUGUACCCGUCGUGUUCCCCAGCCUCUCCUGCACAAAGAGUCUUCAACAUUAACAUGCAGUUCCCAUCCUCUGUAAUUUGCAAUGCAGCUGGCCAAAAUGUUCUCAGUGAAAGGAUUAAGAUUGCACUAAACAAACUGAAUGCUCAGUGGAACUUCUGCACUCACACUGCUGCUUCUACGGGACAAUGCAAUGGCCUUGAUGUAAUUGUUGACUGCUCUCGAAGGAACCGUGUAGCUCGUGACACUAUGGACUCGAGGGCCAAACGUCAAGCUGCUCCUGAAACUGAUGACGUCUAUCAAGUGAAGAUCACUUUUCCUUCUGUAAACGAGCCACGAUGGAAGAGGAGCACAGAUCAGGCUUACCAGUAUAACCUGAAAGUCUCUUUCCCUGCCAAGAAUGAUCCUGUCCAGAACACUAAUUCAGAAUUGGAAUCGACUGUUCGUCGUUUGAUUGAAGGAGUUAUCCUUGAACAAGAUCAGUUUGAUGUUCGUGAUGCUCUUCCCAAUGUUGUCCCAGAUCCAUCCUCUCUUGACCUCAAAUCUGAAUAUUCAUGUCCUGUUGGCAAGGUUGUGGUUGAUAGUGAAUGUGUGGACUGUGCAACAGGGACUUAUUAUGAUCAGGAGACAAAAUCUUGCAAGCUGUGUGAAUCUGGCACAUACCAGAAUGAGAUGGGUCAGGUUGCCUGCAAGCCAUGCCCUCAGCGUGCAGGUCGGCAAGAAGUUACCAAGACAUCAGGCUCACGCUCGGUUGAAAACUGCCAGGAGCGGUGUGCUGCUGGAAGGUACUUUGAUGAAGAAAUGAGUGUUUGUCGAUCUUGUGGUUAUGGGUAUUACCAAUCUGAAGAGGGCAAAUUCUCAUGUAAGAGGUGUGAUCGAGGCCUCACCACACGCACAAAAGAGGCCGUAUCAUCAUCUGAAUGCCGUGAGGAGUGUGAAUCAGGUCUCCAGCUUGGCACAACUGGUCCAUGUGAGCCUUGCCCUCGUGGAACAUACCGUACCAAGGGUAUUCAUGCUGCUUGCAUCCGCUGUCCAGAAGAUCGUACCACUCUAGGACCUGGUGCAUCUUCCCUGGAAGAAUGCUCUCUACCAAUAUGCAUUGCUGGAACAUUCCUUUCUAAUCUGAACACAGCAUAUGAAUGUCUGAAAUGUCCUAAAGGCACUUAUCAACCAGAGGCACUGCAAACAUCAUGUAUAGACUGUCCACAAGACACCUCAACCCAUGACGUUGGUGCCACCUCGAUGGAGGAGUGUUCAAAUCCCUGUGAGGUUCAUGGGGAACAGAUGCUUUGCGACCCCAAUGCCCUUUGUCUCUUUAUCUCGGAAACAAAUGACUUUGAAUGCCAGUGCAAACCAGGAUUCAAUGGUUCUGGAGAACACUGUUCUAAUAAGUGUGACGGCUUCUGUGAGAAUAACGGUGCUUGUAAAAAGAAUGAAGAUGAGGAGCCCUUCUGCGUUUGCUCAGGUUCUUUCACAGGCAGCAAAUGCCAGAUUAAGAGCGACUUCACAUAUAUUGCUGGAGGCAUCGCGGGUGCUGUUGUCUUCCUGAUUCUCAUUGUGCUUCUGGUAUGGAUGAUCUGCAUCCGCGCCACCAGGAGACGUGAGCCUAAGAAGGGCUUCAUCAACCAGCCAUCCAUUGAUCCCAACGGUUCACAGGUUAACUUCUAUUAUGGAGCACCUGCCCCUUAUGCGGAAAGCAUUGCACCAUCUCAUCACUCAACUUAUGCUCAUUACUACGAUGAUGAAGAAGAUGCCUGGGAGAUGCCUAACUUCUACAAUGAGACUUACAUGAAGACCGGGUUCCAGAAUGGAGCAGGAAAUAGCCUGGCUCGGUCUAACGCCUCCAUCUACGGCAACAAGGAAGACCUGUACGAUCGCCUCCGCAAGCACGCUUACCAAGGCAAGAAAGAUAAAGACGAGACAGGUGACAGUGAUGAUCAAGCCCAUUGAUUAGAUAAACAUAUUAUGGUGUCUGACGUCCACAUUCAUUUGUUAGCGUGUUGAUGCUACUGUACUUUAUGUACUUAGUGAGAAUAAAAACAAGCUAUUCAAAGGUUUUUCCAAUGGUUGGUUGGCUUUGAAAAUAUGGCAUUAUCUCAUUACUACAUAUCACCAAUCAAUAGAAAAAUCUUGUGCCAGGAAAGGUGCCAGUCCUCGGACAAAGCCUGAUCAGAGCAUGGCAGACAGUGGCCAAUGUGUUCCUCUGGGUGUACACCUGGGCCGCUGGCUAGCCUUAUCUAGGAUCUUGCUAAGUCAAAUCCAUCAGAAGGACUUAUUUGUAAAGACUAAAUUGAAUUACAAUAUGUAUAUAUAUAAUAUACACACACACACACACACACACAGAAUUUCAGUUUCAACACACACACAUACAGUGGUAGACAGUUGGAACAAGUUAGGUGAGAAGGUGGUGGAGGCCAAAAC
Messenger RNA from Procambarus clarkii (red swamp crayfish), 11371 nucleotides. RefSeq names its product sushi, von Willebrand factor type A, EGF and pentraxin domain-containing protein uif (gene uif). The record is from RefSeq and is a predicted model, not a curated record. Gene Ontology annotation, biological process: Notch signaling pathway. Gene Ontology annotation, molecular function: Notch binding; calcium ion binding. Lineage: Eukaryota; Metazoa; Arthropoda; Malacostraca; Decapoda; Cambaridae.